Molecule: messenger RNA, 2400 nt
Organism: Morus notabilis
Lineage: Eukaryota; Viridiplantae; Streptophyta; Magnoliopsida; Rosales; Moraceae
Product: subtilisin-like protease SBT1.5
Exons: 1
Coding region: 1-2400 (799 amino acids)
Biological process (GO): proteolysis
Molecular function (GO): serine-type endopeptidase activity
Source: RefSeq, a predicted model, not a curated record
AUGAGUCUGUUUUCAGCUCUCGUUUACCCUCUGAUUUUCAUCUCAUUCUCGCUUGUUUCCAGUGAAACCAAUGUCGACCACGAAACCAAGACUUUCAUAGUCCGAGUCCAAAACAACCUUAAACCUUCAGAAUACUCCAACGUCGUAGACUGGUAUAGCUCCACUCUCCGAAGCCUCAGUUCACAUACACCAAACGAGAACGACGAUGACAUGAUUGUCCAUGUCUACAACACCGUGUUUCAUGGUUUCUCUGCUAAGCUCACAGGCGAACAAGCCCAAGAGCUAAAUCAACGGCCUGAAAUACUCGGCGUCUCUCCCGACCAGGUUCGAAAAAUCCAUACCACCAGAUCACCUGGAUUUCUCGGACUUGACACCGCAAGCAGUAUGGCAAUUAGUAAUAAUGGCUUACUCAAUGAGUCUGACUGGGGUUCGAAUGUCAUUAUCGGAGUUAUAGACUCUGGGGUGUGGCCUGAACGACGUAGUUUUGACGACGAGGGCAUGGGGCAAAUCCCAUCCCGGUGGAAAGGCAAGUGCGACGGAGGGGAGUCCUUUCCCGACACACUUUGCAACAAGAAGCUCAUCGGAGCGAGAUUCUUCAACCGCGGCCACGAGGCUCGUUUCGGUAAACAAAAGACCGAGAAGAUAUCAGCGAGAGACACUGUCGGCCACGGGACCCAUACGGCCUCGACCGCCGCCGGACGACGAGUCGAGAACGCCUCGUUCUUCGGCUAUGCCCAAGGAGUCUCCUCGGGCAUUGCACCGAAGGCAAGGCUCGCCAUAUACAAGGUCUGCUGGGCUGCGGAAGGCUGCCUCAAUUCCGACAUAAUUGCCGCCGUCGACGCUGCCGUUGACGACGGCGUCGACGUGAUCUCGAUCUCCCUCGGCAGCUCACACUUGAUGCCCUACGAUAGCGACUCAAUGGCGAUUGCCGCAUUCGGGGCGGUUCGAAACGGCGUCGUGUUCUCAGCCUCGGCCGGGAAUUCGGGCCCUGACCAAGGAACGGUUAGCAACGCCGCACCAUGGAUCACGACCGUCGGAGCAAGCACUCUCGACAGGACUUUCCCCGCGGAUAUAGUGCUUGGAGACGGUCGCGUCAUCACCGGAUUAUCUCUCUACGACGGAAAACCUUUCCCGGCAGGAAAGUACUUUCCGUUGAUUCACGCGGAAAAUGCGUCGGCAAUUGAGUCUCUAGAAGGUGCAGGCAGAAAUUACGUGACCAAACCUUUCGGUUUGUCUGGUUUUUGCAUGCCGGGGACGCUCGAUCCCAAUAUCGUGAAAGGGAAAAUUGUUGUUUGUAACGCCGGGAUGUAUCCAAGUCCCGCCAUAGGAUUAAUGGUGAAAGAGCUUGGUGGAGUUGGAGUCAUCGUCGCCGACAUGCAGGAAUCGGUAGGAGAGGGUUUAGUCGCCCAGCAGUACCUCACACCCGGGAUUUCCAUAACCGAAUCAGCUCGUGCCACACUUCUAAAUUAUCUAACUUCCUCCAGAAAGCCACGUGCCACUAUGCGCUUCCGCGGGACCCAGUUGGGGGUCAAACCAGCACCUGUAGUCGCUUUCUUCUCCUCCCGUGGGCCCAAUCUCCUCUCUCUGGAUGUGCUGAAACCGGACGUGAUCGCGCCAGGUGUCGACAUCCUAGCGGCCUGGCCAGACGAGAUCCCGCUGAGUUAUGUAACAACUGAUACGCGGCGCUCCGAGUUUAACAUUAUGUCCGGCACGUCGAUGUCCUGCCCCCACUUGUCCGGGGUGGCGGCGCUGCUGAAAGGGGCCCACCCCGAGUGGACCCCGGCUGUGAUCAAGUCCGCGAUGAUGACCACGGCCUAUACACACGAUCGCGAUCUUAAGCCGAUAAAAGAACAGGUCAAUAAUACUUUGGCUACGGUGUGGGACAUGGGCGCCGGACACGUGGAUCCGGUGAGAGCUGCUGAUCCUGGCUUGGUGUAUGAUCUAACGGAGGAUGAUUACAUCAGAUUUCUCUGCGGCAACAAUUACAGUAGCGACCAAGUUAGGGUAAUCACGCACAGGGAAGUGAACUGUCACGAAACAGAGAAAAUGUACCCUUGGGAGCUCAACUAUCCGGCGAUAGCGGUUCGUGUCAACGCAUCAAGGCCGUCCAAAGUGGAGAUUUCGGUCCCGAGGACUGUGACACACAUUAGUGAUGGUGCGGCCAUUUACACCGUAAAAAUCACCAAUCCUAAAGGCACUGUCGUUUUUGUUAGUCCUGAGAAGAUGGCGUUUGAUAAGAAGGGUGACAGAGGAAGUUACGUGGUUACCAUUUUCGCUGACAACACUAGUCCACGUGGAAGGCAUGUUAGUAGUAGUACUUUUAGUGAGUUUGGGAUGCUGACGUGGACAGAUGGGAAACGUCGGGUCGCUUCUCCUCUUUUGGUUACUUGGGUUCAUUAG